Molecule: messenger RNA, 1500 nt
Organism: Penicillium angulare
Lineage: Eukaryota; Fungi; Ascomycota; Eurotiomycetes; Eurotiales; Aspergillaceae
Product: putative methionine permease
Exons: 5
Coding region: 1-1500 (499 amino acids)
Biological process (GO): amino acid transmembrane transport
Cellular component (GO): membrane
Molecular function (GO): L-amino acid transmembrane transporter activity
Source: RefSeq, a predicted model, not a curated record
AUGUCUAAUACUGAAAGACAACCGCUAUUAGAGCCCGGGAGUCAACGGAAUGACGUCCAAACUAUCUCCAAUAGAGAUAUACCCGUGUAUCCAGACAGCCUGCCAGGUCCAGCUUAUGGAAAAAGUCUCACCUGGUGGAGCUGUUAUAUAAUUGUUGUGUCUAGAGUUAUAGGGAGCGGCAUCUUCUCAACGCCUGGUUCUAUUGCUACAUCUGCUGGUAGUGUGGGACUUACGCUUUUAGUAUGGCUAUUCGGCACCAUUCUCUCAGCCUGUGGGCUGGCUGUAUCGAUGGAAUAUGGUUGCAUGCUUCCCCGAUCAGGUGGUGACAAGGUGUAUCUAGAGUACGCCUAUCGUCAUCCGAAGUUCCUCGCUUCCACACUCGUCGCAGUACAAGCCGUCGCCUUAGGAUUCACAGCGAGCAACUGCGUCAUCUUCGCCAAAUACACAUUGUUUGCGCUAAAUAGUACUCAGCCGACUGAUCUACAAUACAAGGCAUUGGCAGUCGGUCUUUUGACCGCGAUUACCAUAAUUCAUGGAUUCUUUUUGAAGACGGGAAUAUACAUUCAGAAUGCACUUGGUUGGGUCAAGAUAUUUUUGAUCGGAGCCAUGUCCUUGACAGGAAUAUGGGUGCUUCUGCUCCAUUUAUUCGGAGGAGCCAUUGAUACCUCCGCCCCUGAAGCUCCCCAAUCCACAAUAGAGUCAUGGGACAAGCUUUGGGAGGGCUCAAAUUGGAGCUGGAGCUUGUUGUCGACUGCGCUCUUCAAGGUUUAUUACUCCUAUGCCGGGUUAAGUAAUGUCAACAAUGUGCUUGGCGAAGUACAAGAUCCAAUUGGCACACUCAAGACGGUUUGCCCAGCAGCCCUGCUUACAGCCGGGGGUCUUUACUUCCUAGCCAACCUAUCUUACCUUCUAGUCAUUCCUUUGGACGAGAUCAAGAGAAGUGGAGAAUUGGUGGCCGCUUUGUUAUUUGAACGAUUAUUUGGCGAUGUGGGAAGAACAUUCUUUCCACUUGCCAUCGCCAUCUCAGCCGCGGGAAAUGUAAUGGUUGUGACCUUCGCCUUGGCACGAGUUAAUCAGGAAAUUGCUCGACAAGGAUUCCUACCAUUCCAGGGCUUCCUUUCAUCCUCUCGCCCAUUCAAUACCCCCCUAGGAGGACUGAUUGUGCACUACAUACCAUCAAUUCUAGUCAUUGCACUGCCACCACAACAAGAUAUCUAUAACUUUAUCCUCGACGUCGAAGGAUACCCUGGCAACAUUUUUGCUCUCGCUAUUACAGUCGGCCUACUGAUUCUGCGAUAUAAAGAGCCGAACACCCCACGACCAUUUAAAGCAUGGCUUCCGGCUGUUUGGUUAAAGGUGGAAGAGGAGAUGUUCAUUUCUUCUAUGCAACCUAUGCUCUUGUCGGGAUCGGAGUGGGGGUAUAAACUCGAGGAGGCCGUGGAAACACUUGAUGAUGGUACCCCAGUUACCAGGCUUGUUCGCUCUUAUUAUCCUCGUUGA